UCGCCUUGUUUUUUUUUGAUAGGGUUUAAUUUCUCCCAAACUGCAGCUCUGUGCCAUCGUGAUGGCCUUGACCAUCCUCUGCUUCCGAUCAAUGCAAUUUUCCAUUUUUUUUUUUGUCAUUUAUUUUUCCUGCAAAUCUGUAGAGGAAAGCUGCACGAGUUCAAGGCGUUUUAGUAAUUUCAUAUAAAAUGACAGUGUAAAUAAGACAUUUGGGCCGAGCAAAAAGAACGAUCCAAAAGGUGAACGAACUUUCACACUCACAGCAAACCUGAAAGCCAAAUUUGACGACAUUCAACGUCUCUCUCUCUCUGUGUUUCUCUCUCCAGGCUCAAAAAGCAUGAAGCUUUCUUUCUCUUUGCCUUCGAAAUCGUCUUCGAAGCCGAAUCCGAUCAAACCCUCGCCGAAUUUCAACGACGACAAGGACAGCAAAUCCAACGGCGUCGUCGAUUCCAGAGAGUACGUUACAGAAUUCGACGGCUCCAAAACCCUAACCACCGACACUGAUAAGAAACCCAAGAACGUAUCAAUCGCUCCCAUUCAGAACGAAUGGAGACCUCACAAGAAGAUGAAGAACCUCGAGCUUCCUAUUGCUCAUCCAGACCACGACGACUCCUCCGCUGGUCUUCAAUUCGAGCUCGAAUCCGCUGCUUCUGCGGCACCUGACGCCGUCGAUUCCAAGAUCUCUUACGGUCUCAAUCUGAGGCAGAAAAUUGAGGGCUCGGAUAAAAUUGAAAAUUCUACAUCCAACGGUGGUGAGGAGCGGAAAUAUGUUGCCGUUGAGGAUGUGUUGCUGCAGAAAUUGAAGGAGGACCUAAAGAGGUUGCCGGAGGACCGAGGCAUGGAGGAGUUCGAAGACAUGCCGGUGGAGGGAUUCGGUGCGGCUUUGCUCGCUGGGUAUGGGUGGAAGGAAGGUAUGGGCAUUGGGAAGAACGCCAAGGAAGAUGUCAAGAUCGUCGAGUACACCAAGAAGGCUGGUAAGCAUGGUAUAGGGUUUACUGCUGUAGAUGUUCCCGCUAAGCUUAAUACUGAAUUGAAUUCGAAGAGGGUGGAAGAAGAGAGAGUGAAGGAUGCACAGAGAGUGAGUGAGGGAGAUAGAAAUAGAAAUAGAGAUAAAGAUAUAGAUAGGGAAAGAGACAGUGGGUUGUCGGGUAAGGAAGUUAGAAUUGUUGGUGGAAGAAAUGCCGGUUUGAAAGGAAAAAUCAUCGAGAAAUUGGAUCAUGACAAGUUUGUUUUGAAGCUUUCGAGGAGUGAACAGUCUGUGAAAGUGAGUGCAAACGAUAUUGCUGAACUGGGUUCCAAGGAAGAAGAAAGGUACUUGAAGAAAUUGAAGGAGUUGAAGAUUCAAGAGGAGGUUGGAAGGAAAGAAAGCAAGAGAACAAGAGAAGAAGGGAGGAGAGAAAGCAGAGACAGUCAAAAGGAGAACCAGAGGAAUAUGAAACAAGCCUCUUGGCUUACAAGUCAUAUCAGGGUUAGGAUCAUUAGCAAAGAUUUGAAAGGAGGAAGGUUGUAUUUGAAGAAAGGAGAGGUGGUAGAUGUGGUAGGGCCAAAGAUGUGCGAUAUAUCUAUGGAUGAGAGCAGGGAGCUUGUUCAAGGGGUAUCCCAAGACCUUCUUGAGACUGCACUUCCACGACGUGGAGGGCCAGUUCUUGUGUUGUCCGGGAAGCAUAAGGGUGUCUAUGGGAAUCUUGUGGAGAGGGAUUUAGACCGGGAAAUUGGUGUUGUGCGUGAUGCUGAUACUCAUUCCUUGCUUAAUGUCCAGUUUGAGCAAAUUGCUGAGUACAUUGGUGAUCCAAGCCUUCUUGGAUAUUGAUUCUUUUGAAGCCACUGAAAUGUAGGAUGAUCCUCGAUGUACCCUUUGAAUUGUAGGUUAUGAUAUAAUCAUUGAUGACGUGCUAAAGUACUUCUCAAGAAAUCUAAGUGGUUUGUGUUGGAUCACCGCCCGAGUAAAUCAAUGGAAAGUUCGCAAAUAACUGCACGCCCGGGAACUCACACGUUUAAAGGGAGGGCGAUUGAGAAAAUACUAAAAAUGCAGACUGGGUUUCUGGUUAUCUAUUCUAUGCCUACCCAAAGGUGUGAUUGCUCUUCUGGCGUGGCACAACUGAAAUUUAGUUUCUUUAGGCCUUUAGCCCCACUUUCUGAUAAAAACAUACAAACAAACGUUUUAAAUUUUAUUGUUAUUAUUAUUAUCUUUUUUAAAGAAUGCUUGUGCUUUGUCCAUUUAGAAGGGAUGGAAUAGCUGAAUAUCAGACUAACCUGUUAUUCCCAGCAAAAAGCUAGAAAAAAAAAAAAAAAAAAAGGGAUGUUGUAGAAAUAAUAAUUUUUAAUUCCUUGAUUUAGCAAAGCCAUGAUAACGCUCUUAAUGGUUCUG
Messenger RNA from Ziziphus jujuba (common jujube), 2368 nucleotides. RefSeq names its product protein MOS2. Gene Ontology annotation, biological process: mRNA splicing, via spliceosome. The transcript has 3 exons. Gene Ontology annotation, molecular function: nucleic acid binding. The record is from RefSeq and is a predicted model, not a curated record. Gene Ontology annotation, cellular component: spliceosomal complex. Lineage: Eukaryota; Viridiplantae; Streptophyta; Magnoliopsida; Rosales; Rhamnaceae. The coding region runs from base 338 to 1810 and encodes 490 amino acids.